This is a messenger RNA of Cucurbitaria berberidis CBS 394.84, 3435 nucleotides long. RefSeq names its product aldehyde dehydrogenase-like protein. Bases 1 to 3435 code for a protein of 1144 amino acids. Gene Ontology annotation, biological process: DNA-templated transcription. Gene Ontology annotation, molecular function: zinc ion binding; DNA binding; aldehyde dehydrogenase (NAD+) activity. Lineage: Eukaryota; Fungi; Ascomycota; Dothideomycetes; Pleosporales; Cucurbitariaceae. The record is from RefSeq and is a predicted model, not a curated record. The transcript has 10 exons.
AUGAGUGUUCCAGACAAAAUCGAGACGCGCCUUUUCAUCAACGGAGAAUUCGUUGAAGCAUCCGAUGGAAAGACUUUCGAUAUCAUCAACCCAGCUACACUGAAGCAUGUUGCCAAAGUGCACGAGGCCUCUGAACAGGACACAGACAGGGCAGUCGCUGCAGCGAAGGCAGCUUUCUCUGCAUGGUCUGCAUUAUCUCCAGACAAGCGAGCGCCAUACUUCAAGAAGCUCGCGAGUCUCAUUCGGGAAAACAAUGCCGAACUUGGGGCCCUCGAAGCGGCUUCAAUGGGAAAACCUCUCGGAGCUUUCUUCGAUGCCUAUGCAUGUGCUUCCAAGUGGGACCACUAUGCUGAAGCUGGCUACACCGUACAAGGGACAUCCAGCGUUCAGACACCAGGUUUCCUCAACUUGACGCUGCGGCAACCUUACGGUGUUGUAGCUGCUAUCAUCCCGUGGAACGUGCCGCUACUGUUUCUAGCUGGCAAGCUGGCACCAGCGUUGAUCGUCGGUAACACAGUCGUUCUCAAAAGUUCCGAAAAGGCACCUUUGACGUCUGCCAAAAUUGCCACCCUGGUCCAGCAAGCUGGCUUUCCCCCAGGUGUGAUCAACAUCAUCUCUGGCUUUGGCAACGUCAGUGGAUCGAUACUCAGCCAUCACAUGGAUGUUCGCGCCCUGACGUUUACGGGUUCUGGUCGCACGGGACGCAUAAUCCAAGCUGCUGCUGCAAAGUCCAACCUGAAACAGGUGUUUCUUGAGCUCGGUGGCAAAUCACCCGCAAUCGUAUUUGAAGAUGCCAACAUCGAGGAGGCUGUCAAGGAAACAGCGUACAGCAUCCAGUGGAAUAGUGGCCAAGUCUGCAUGGCCAACUCGCGUGUCUACGUUCAGGAUACAAUCGCCGACAAGUAUAUCGAGCUGUUUAGGCAACACUUUGAGAAGGAGGUGUCUAUGGGCGACCCACUUGACAAGGGCAUCAACCACGGUCCACAGGCGGACGAGGUCCAGCAUAAGACAGUGCUACAAUACCUUGAAUCGGGUAAACAGUCUGGCGGAGAGCUUCUCAUUGGCGGCGCUGCGCCCUCUGACCGUGAAGGUUACUACAUUCAGCCCACCAUCUUCAAGAACACGCCAGAGGACGCAAAGAUUAUGAAAGAAGAAGUAUUUGGCCCCGUCGUCAACAUCAACGUGUUCAAGUCGGAAGAAGAGGUCCUGGCCAAAGCAAACAAUACAGAAUACGGCCUUUAUGCCGCAGUAUACACCAAAAACAUCGAUCGCGCCAUUCGCUUCGCCAAAGGACUCGAGGCUGGGACGGUGGGCGUCAAUUGCACGUCGCCCAUUACCGGGCGGGACAUGCCCUUUGGCGGGUACAAGUCGUCGGGGUCAGGGCGAGAAGGGGAGCCGUUGUACUCGCUGGACAACUUCCUCGAGACGAAGAGCUUCCCAGGACCAUGUCGUUAUUGUGCUCGAACUGGCGCCACGUGCACCAUUGCUACCCCACGGAGAAAAAGACCCUACUACCAUGUCACGGAAGAAGAAUAUCAAUGUGCCAUGCGCAUUCUCGAGCACUUCUUCCCUGGCCAUGACCUGAAUCUGCAAUCCCUAAGAUCCAUAGCAAAGGCCAUCAAGGACGGCACUUUCACGGCCCCACCGGUUCUGCAAACCGAAGGCCUGUUCACUAACAACCUAGCAUCCCCACCAGACGACGAAGAAAGCGUCGAUGAUGGCGAGGAACAGGACGUUAGCGAACUGCACGAGCCGCUGGGCUGUAUGAUGAAGGAUUCAAGAGGAAAGUUCCGAUACGUGGGCGCCCAUAGCGAGAUUCCCUUCAACGCGGCUGUCGUAACCCUGGGCAUUCAACGAAAGAAUCCAGCCAUCAUUCCUUCCCCUCGGGUGGGACUGUAUCCCCCUCCCCUCCCAGGUCGGUCACCCGCUACCGACUUUGGGGCCGAGGAAGUCUACUACCUUCCGGCUCGUGAGCUUUGUGACAUCUACGUCUCGAGGUUUCUCGAAGAUGUACAUUGCACUUACUGGCUCUACGCAGUCGAAAGUCUGCUACGGCGCGUGGACAGCACCUAUUCAGAUGCAGCACCAGCUCGAUCGAGUUCCUGGAUGUGCUCACUCUAUGCCAUAUUCGCCAUAGGAGCAGCCAACUAUGUAGGAACUAAUGGGGAGUCACCGCUCCCAGGCUCGCCAGCUGCCAUGGAUCCAAAGACCUCUGAAGACUACAUCACUCUUGCCAAGCAGCUGAUCCCUACCGUCUAUGAUGAAGCAGACAUCGAUAGUAUACGUGCCCUGGCGAUCAUGAGCAUUGUGAUGGAAAACAUAUGUUCGCGGGUAAGCGCGUACCUCUACAUGGGAGCCAGCGUGCAAAUGGCGUACACGCUCGGUCUUCAUCGCGACCAAAUAGCGGAAUUUGAGACGACAAUAGAGCGCGAACGGAAUCGUCGGAUAUGGUGGACGCUCUUCAUCCUCGACCACGGUAUAUCGUCUAGAGGUGGUAGCCCGAGCGUGAUCGAUGAGCGAUACACGAAAGUCACUACCCCAAUGUCUUCUGAGCAGACACUGUACCCCGGACUGCAUACACCGCUUUCCUGGCUAUCCACAUCUGUUGCUCUCUGUCGCCUGAAACGUGAAAUCACCCAAGCCGUCUAUACAGAGCGCUCAUCACACUCAAUAUCCUUCUCUACAGUCUCAGAAUCCCUCCUGCUCCUCCAAAAGUGGUACCGACAAAUGCCAGCGCACCUCAAGUACGACGUCCCCUCACCACCAACCCAUAAGCGAGCUGUUUCACUCCUACACCUAAACUACUGGGGCACUACCAUCCUCCUUACGCGACCGUUUUUGCUUUAUCUGGUCAUCAAGUAUACCACGCUUGCUUCAAGUAAGAAGAUAUGGUUUGAGCGCAUGGGCAAGACGUGUAUCGAUGCUGCACAGAAAAGUAUCACCAUUUUGCAACAGAUGGCAGCUGACGGCACGCUUUCGAGUCUUACCGCUUUCGACAGCACUUGCAUACUAAGACUGGUUAUGGUGUUUAUCCUUGCUUAUGCGCACACGAGGAUGCCACAGUACAGUUCGCACAUCGAAACUCUGAUAUCGCUCAGCAGGGGCAUGGAGCAGAUUGGGUUUACCAAAAUGGUCACCGAGGAAACACCUGGACGGCUUGCCGAUCUCGGUAUUCCAGAAGAGCCGCAGCCGCCGAACGGGAACGGGAACGUGGACGCGCCCGUUCAUCUAAACGAUGAGAUGAUCGCUCAGCUUUGGGGGAAUUGGGACCCGAACUUUAUGACACCACUACAGGUGCAACAGAGUCUCGAUCUUACGUUUGAUGAUUCAGGCGCUUUUGACAUGAAUUCGGAGAUUCUCGCAUUUACGAAUUUGGAUGAUUCGAUCAUCAUUGAUCCUUCGCAGGUGUACGGAAACUAUCACCAGCAUCAUUGA